AUCUCCCGUGCAGACCCAGCCCCGCUGAUUACAGCCCGGUCUCCCCAUGUGCAUGGGACCCGGAGCGAGGAGGGAGCAGCCUGGCCCCCCCACCCUAGCCUGAGCCGCGGAGGAAGAGGAGCAGGGGUGGGGGGAGGCAGAAGAGGGGGAGCCCCCAGCCAGCUGGGGAGAAGGCAGCCAAGCCGCGCAGGGUCAUGCAUGAGCGGGUCUAGCGGCUCUCCCCGAGACGGCUAACUUUGGGGAGCCUCCCCCCGGGACUGGAGCGGUCCCUGCAUCUCCCCCCCUCCUCUCCCGGCGAAGAUUUGGAGGAGGAGAAGCAGCCGCCACCCAUGCUCCAAGCAGGGGGUUAAAGUUGAGCUUUGAUUCCAGACGCGGUAGAGCCAAACAGGUCCGGCUAGCAAGUCAUGAUGGUAGAAUCUGCCUCGGAGACAAUACGUUCCACUCCCUCCAGCCAGAACGGGGUCAGCAGCCUCACCAACCCGACAGAUGGCGGCGGCGGCGGCGGAGGAAGGGAAGGAGGCGGCAGUGGGGAAGCCAAUGGGGAAAUGAGCCCAGUGGAACUCCUGCAUUUUCAGCAGCAGCAGGCUCUCCAGGUGGCAAGACAGUUCCUUCUGCAGCAGGCCACAGGGCUGACCUCUCCCAGCAACAAUGAGAACAAGCAGCCAGCAGUCCAGGUCCCCGUGUCUGUGGCUAUGAUGUCCCCUCAGAUGAUCACUCCGCAGCAGAUGCAGCAGAUCCUGUCUCCUCCCCAGCUCCAAGCCCUGCUGCAGCAGCAGCAGGCGAUCAUGCUGCAACAGUUGCAGGAAUACUACAAGAAGCAACAGGAGCAGCUUCACCUGCAGCUAUUGACGCAGCAGCAAGCCGGAAAGCAGCAGCCCAAAGAGCAGCCAUUAGGGAAUAAACAGCUGGCGUUCCAGCAGCAGCUCCUGCAGAUGCAGCAGCUGCAGCAGCAGCACUUGUUAAACCUCCAACGACAAGGGCUGGUCAGCCUUCAGCCGGGACAAGGCACCGUUCCCCUGCAGACCCUUCCGCAAGCUGUCUGCCCCUCGGACCUGCAGCAACUCUGGAAAGAGGUCACCGCUACCCAGCCCGUAGAAGACAGCAUCAAGCAAGAGGGCCUGGACCUCACCACCAACACUUCCAACUCUACCUCGUUUUCGGCCGCCAAGGUCUCGCCUCCCAUUUCCCACCACUCUCUCCCCAAUGGACAGAGCGCCAUGCUCACGCCAAGGAGGGACAGCAGCUCUUCUCACGAAGAGAACCCCGGCUCCCACCCUCUCUACGGACACGGAGAAUGCAAGUGGCCUGGUUGUGAAACCCUCUGUGAGGAUUUGGGACAGUUUGUCAAACACCUCAAUACAGAACACGCACUUGAUGACCGAAGCACAGCCCAGUGCCGAGUACAAAUGCAAGUGGUGCAGCAGCUGGAAAUACAGCUGGCGAAAGAAAGUGAGCGUCUCCAGGCCAUGAUGGCCCACCUCCACAUGCGACCUUCAGAGCCUAAGCCUUUCAGUCAGCCUCUCAACCUGGUCUCGAGUGCCACCCUCUCCAAGAGCACUUCAGACACCUUCCCAGAUGGCUUACCUCAUCCCCCCACCUCCGCCACCGCUCCCAUCACCCCCUUGCGGCAGGGCCCAUCCGUCAUCAGCUCCUCCACCUUACAGACCAUGGGGGCCAUUCGCAGGAGAAACCCUGAAAAAUUCUGCCCCCCAAUAUCUUCAGAGCUUGCACAGAAUCACGAGUUUUACAAAAACACAGACGUCCGGCCGCCCUUCACGUACGCCUCGCUCAUCCGGCAGGCCAUCCUGGAGACCCCAGACAGGCAGCUAACGUUGAAUGAAAUCUACAACUGGUUCACCCGGAUGUUUGCCUACUUCAGGAGGAACACCGCCACCUGGAAGAACGCCGUGCGUCACAACCUGAGCCUGCACAAGUGCUUUGUGCGAGUGGAGAACGUCAAGGGAGCCGUCUGGACGGUAGACGAAGUCGAGUACCAAAAGCGAAGGCCACCAAAGAUGACCGGGAGUCCGACGUUAGUCAAAAACAUGAUUUCGGGACUCAGCUAUGGAGCACUUAAUGCCAGUUACCAGGCGGCCCUGGCAGAGAGCAACUUCCCCCUCCUGAACAGCCCCACCAUGCUCAACACCAGCUCCACCAGUGGCCUGCUGCACAUCGGCCAUGACGACGUGAGCAGCACCGUGGAACAGGUCAACAGCAACGGGAGCAACAGCCCCCGGCUCUCCCCGCAGCAGUACAGCCAUCCCAUCCACGUGAAGGAAGAACCCGCUGAGGCGGAGGACGACAGCAGGCCCGUAUCGCUCAUGGCGACCACCAAUCAGAAUGUGACGAUCCCAGAGGACAGGGACCUGGAGGAGGAGCUGCCGGAGGCCCGAUCCCCAAACCAUCCCAUCCACGUGAAGGAAGAACCCGCUGAGGCGGAGGACGACAGCAGGCCCGUAUCGCUCAUGGCGACCACCAAUCAGAAUGUGACGAUCCCAGAGGACAGGGACCUGGAGGAGGAGCUCUCUCUAGCUGAGAAUCCUGCUCACUUUGGGCAGAGUUUGGCUGAAAGCUUCUCUUGA
Molecule: messenger RNA, 2582 nt
Organism: Pelodiscus sinensis (Chinese soft-shelled turtle)
Lineage: Eukaryota; Metazoa; Chordata; Testudines; Trionychidae
Source: RefSeq, a predicted model, not a curated record